Molecule: messenger RNA, 411 nt
Organism: Aspergillus vadensis CBS 113365
Lineage: Eukaryota; Fungi; Ascomycota; Eurotiomycetes; Eurotiales; Aspergillaceae
Exons: 4
Source: RefSeq, a predicted model, not a curated record
AGCAGUACAAACAUACCGGUUGCCCGCCUUGCUUCUACUCCUUGCGUAGCAAAUAGCCCUGUAGGAUAUGGGGAAGAGGACUACAUGGUCCAUGUGACGUCAACUAAGGGCCGCUCAACGCCCAAUCGCAUCUUGGGCGGAUAUUAUGUCCGCAAGGCGCGCCGGAUACCCCUCCUAGGCCUAAGCGUGGCAGUUCCAGCUCUUGACAGGUGGAGCAUAAAGUUCUUCAUAUUAUGGAGAUGUAAGCACUCGUUCGAGAAGGGCUGGGAGCUGCCUGCAUCUCAUUCUGCUACUCUACCUCACAGAAGUACAUUCCCUCGGGAUUUGGCCCGUUGCAAGACGACCGUUGGAAGACAGAUGUUUAUCGCACACACCAUUGGCCAGAAUACAGCCCGGCAGGAUGCAGAAACA